GAUGCCAAUGUCAAUCAUCCCACGCAGAAAUAUUGAAACUUCUUUUACGAUAAUAAAAUGAGCGACAUAGUAUCGAAAUGGAUCUUACACCGUUUGGGGCUGGUGGUGAACAUGAAGCCGGAAACCUUUGCCCUAAAGACCGCGAACGGGCGUUUACUAUCAGAAAUCCUGCAGAGCUACGAAAUCAUAACCGAGCACGAGCUAAAACUGAUAAAAGAGAGCGACUCGGUAAUGGAUUGCUACAGCAACUUCAAUUUAAUCAACGUCUGGCUGGAGCGCAUCAAUUUGAACGUGAACGAGGACGAUUUGUACGAGAUCGUCCAUGGGGUGGGCACCACCUCGUUGCACCUCUUCUACCAAGUGUUCCUCGAGCUAAAAGACAAAACGAAACUGGACUUCCUCACCGACAACGAGAUCAAUUCCCAACUGAAAAACACCGCGCAUCGCUUCAACAUCAAAACCGUUUACGAGGACGAGGAUCCGAACAAGAUCAACCUGCACCGUCAGGACUUGUGUCAGCCGUUCCUCAGCGGGGGCGACGUCUUCCAUUGGUACAAAGACCGCAUCGAGGCGGUGCAGAACCGAUGCAGAGACGCCCGCGACGACUACUAUCAUAACGUAAAGAACAAAUGCAAAUCGUUCAAUUAUGAGCGCAACAUUAACGUCGAGAGCGGCUUCGUGUUAUCGAGGGGCCUAUCGACCAGACCCUCUCAGAUGUCCGAGAUGGUCGUCUGUGAGGAUCAGCCGGACGACUUGGACUCUUUGGAUACCAGAACUUACGAGCAGUUGCUGUUGGAGCAGAAGCAGGCGCAGGAGCUUCUUCCUAUAGAGCCUGACCCCAAGGAGGUGAACAAGAUCAUGGAUAACUUGCAUGUGAAGAAGAAGGCUCGGCACGAAAAUCGGUUGCUAAGGUACAAGCUGCACCAAGAGAUCAUGAACGAAUUCGACCGGAAGAUCAACGACAGCAAGGCGAUGUCCGAAACCCGCGUGAUGACCAACAUCUUCAUGAAACAGUCCCUCUACGAAAAAGAGCUGAUCACGAAGAUCGGGCAGGUGAAGAUGCAAAAGGAGCACAUGGUGAAUAAUAAGUUCACACAGGGCGAGAUAUUCAACAAGAUGAAAGAGAAGAGCUUCAUGGAAUCGAUGCUGCUAAAAGACAAAGAGCUGAACGAGAAGAAGCUGACGUAUUACGUGGAGCAGGAACGGAUGCUGCAACUGCACCGGAAACUUUGGGAGGAACGUAAGCGGAUGACCAAGAAGAAACACGAGGACACUUGCUCGAAAGCGGUACGGGACAUCGUGGACAUCGCGAUGAAGAUCUCCGAGUACAAAACGUGCUACGGAACCGAACCGAACAAGCGCGAGAUGGAGCUGAUCAGGAAUUUAUUCGUGAGCGGACAGUGCGCCUUCGACAUCUGUCAGCCGGUGAUCGAGAUCAUCCGUAACGUGGACGACGACAUCGAGGAGAUCAUCAGCAGGGAGACGAGGCGACAGGACGCGUUGGACUCGCAGGAGUUCGAUCGUUAUCUGAACUUCGAGUGGCCGUGGGACCCGCAGAAGGUCGACUGUAGCGCCGACGUUUUCCAGCAGAUCCAGCAGGGUUUGAACGUGUUGGGGUACAUCGUGCAUAGGGCGUUGCAGGCCAAGUACCCGACGGUGCCCUCGAGGGAGAAACCGGAUGUGCCGGAGGUGGCGGUUCGGGUGUGUCUCAACGGUCUUAACGAUCCCGCGGUAACGAAGGCCCUGAAGCGUUUGCUGUCGGAGCGACGGAUCGAGAUCAUCGAUCUCAGGGAGGCGGUCAAUUUUUGUUUGGACGCUUUUAAGGUCGAGAGCAAACAGGAGUACGAGAGUGCCACGAGCGUCACUGGUGGGAAAGAGGCGAAACCGAAAAAAGAGAAAACCGCACAGAAACCGAAGAAAGGCGAGCGACCGAACAAAAAGCGCAAAAAACUGGAGGAAGACGACUCGAUCAUAAUGGACCCGCUUAAGCCAAUGAACAACAAAUCGGUGCAAACCCCACUGCGGUACCCUUGCGAAGAAAUCCCCUACAGCCUGCCGGCCCUGCUAGGUAAAACCGCGCAGGAGCUCCUGGACGAGGGCCAACCCCUGGGCGAUUUCCUGAUCAUCGACAUGUUCGUGGAAUACCUGAAAUCCCUCAGCGACAUCCAAGGAUGGGUGUUGGUGAACUAUCCGACUAACAUCCAACAAGCCUCGAUCUUGGAGGAGACGUUCACGGGCGCGAGUAUCCUGGACACUUCGGUCCGUAACACCAUCGACACCGGGAAAAGUCUGACCGACUUCCUGGACCGCCUGAAAGGCAUCGAAGACUGCAGCUUGUACAACGAGAUGGUGUCCAAGAACGUAUCCAGGAUGCUACCGAACCCGAUCAAAGUGGAACCGACGAAAGUCUACGACACUUAUCUGACCGCUUACAUAAAACUUCAAAAACUACCGGACGACCAGGUGGGUGACCCGGUACUGCCUCCCACCUACGAGGAGCUCGGAGACGAACCAGACCCUUUGGAUAAGUUCUACUCCAAUGCGGGGGCGAACUACUCAUUCUACUACAAAGAGUUUGAUCAAGCGACUAUUAAGCACCUGGGCAAGUUGAUCCUGGGGGAUUUCAGUUUGCCCCUGAAGUCGUCCCUGGAGCUUUUCGGGGAGGGGGUCGGUGUGGACAAGUCCGGCCCCGCCAAGGGAGUGAAAGCGACCAAGAAGGGGAACAAAGUGAAACCCCCGAGGGUCAAGGGGCCCUCUCAAGAUGACGCGCCUCCGGCACCGAAAAAAGACAAAAAAGGCAAAGCGAACGUCAUUAUAGUGUACGAGAAUAAGGCGGUGCAGGUGCCCACAGAGGACGAGGACGAGGAGGGCGAAUUGGAAACGGCAGCUGACCAACGGGCCUCCAAUACGUUCACGUUGCCCGCGGUCGGUCAACCGGGAUGGAAGUACAACGAAGUCGAACUCCCGGAGGAGUUUCUGAAUGUCCUUGCGACCCUAUGGGAGACCGCCGAAGAGACGUUCAUCCACGAGAUCAGCCAGAUCCUGUUCCUUAAUCGUCUGAAUAUGGGGGCGGUGAUGCCUUAUUGCAACGAAAUCAAAAGUGUCAUGUCGAAAAUCAUCGUUCGUCCCGAUCUUAAGGGGUUUUACUUGGCCAAGUUCCAAAAGGCCUUCAACUCGUUCGAUAUGGAUUUUAGGAAGGACGACGAGUUUAAGGCCGAGAUGCAUUGUAGGAUCGAAGAUUUUAAAGAGAAAAUGGCGGAAGUGUGCGACAUCAAAAUGAUGGAGUCGGAAAACGUCCGUUUGCACAUAAUAAACCUGAACUGGCCGGUGCGUCAACUGAUCGAGCUGAUCAACAAUUACAUAAACCUCAUGCAGUGCCAGAACGACAUAUGCGCCCAAGUCAUGGAUUUCACCAUUUUGUAUUACUGCAAAGUUUUGAACGUAGCACCGGAACAAGAGGAUUUAUUUAAGCGCGAACAGAUGUACAAAAUACGCGAGCUCGAUGCCGACCUUAUAAACGGGAUGUUCACGCAACUCGACGCCCCGGUGGAUCUGAGUUAUUUCGAGGACAUGUUCUCCGUUCUCUUUCAGAAAUGUCAGGCGUACCUCAAGAAGGUCCUCGCGUUCAACAACGCUCAAGUGGAGAGGGCCAAAGUGGGCAAUAACCAAAAACCGAAGAGUAAGGCGAGCAGUCCCAGGUCCAAAGCUUCCAAGGAUUCUAAAAAGACCACAGACGAGGCGGCCGCCAAGGAAACCGUCGACAAGCUGAUCCAAGAGUGGGAGUGCCUCCUAAAGAGUCUAAGCCUAAGAAACAACCUGCGCAUGGAACUGAUCAGAGUGAACGCCCUCGAGUCGAUCAGGGAGGUACUGGAGUCCCUCCAGAAGGCCUUCCACGACAUCCUCAAAGACAUCCGCGGCAAAUACGAGCAAGAGAUGAAAAACGUGGAGAACGCCUGCCGAGUGUUCCGACAGGCGGUCGAGAACGAAACACCGAUAAAGAAAGAGUUACUGUUCGUCGGCGACGAGUUCACGAUCAACCCCGAGGUGAACCUGUUCGAAGACCCCCCGAUCGUGCCCGAUUUGCCCCAAGAAGUGGUGGAGGCCGGCGCGUUUACCGUCACGCAACUCUCGAAACUCGCGGACAUUUUCCUGGACCUGAGUCCCUCCGGGUAUAUGCCCAAGACGACUUUCAUGUUCGUCCUACAGGACAUUUUGUGGGUGCGGCCGGACAACGACGACUGGAUCUCGCCGGAAAUGUGGAGGAAAGUGAAGUCGCAGGCGCAGUUGACCGAAGUCGUUGCCGCCCUGUACGACGACCUCGAGUACGUUUACUGGAAAGACUUUAUCGUUUUAAAUUUGCGCGUCGACUAUCCGACCGAACGCGAACUGUUUUUGCUAAGGCGCGACUUGAGGCAGUGCGAUCCGGACGCGACCGAACUGGUCCAAGACUAUCAGUUUUUCACCGUCAAGUUCUGGUUCGAAUACGAGUUCCCGGAGGAGGAUUCUCAUAAGGUGAUGGACAUCAAGCGGCUCCUCUACAAGAUGUACUACAUCAAAAACCGUGGCCUAAACUACACCGCUUUACUAUUGGACUUCUGCAAAGAGUCAUCUCCUGUGGAGGGAUUCGCCAAGGCAUUGGAACUCUCCGUGGGCAAAGUCAUAUGCUGGGACGAGGACGUCGGCGGCAUGUUCAAAGAGGAGUACGUGAAAAGGGUGCGGGAGCACGAGGAGGAUGUGAGGAGACGCAACGAGGAAUGGGAGGACCACUACAAGGCCGCCUACGAGGAAGUCUGCAAACUGGUGGAUCACGUGGUGCAUAUAACCGAGGACGUCGUGAUCGAGGACCUCAAGGAGGACAGUCUCGAGGAUUCAGCCUUUAAAGUCGAAUCGACCGCGAGCAACGAGGAACUAAACGAGCCGGAACAAAACGGAUCCGAGGAGGAUCAGAAGAAUACGGUGCGACUGUACCAAGAGUAUCCGGAUAACGUGUCAACCGACUGCGGCAUGACCGAGAUCAUUUUCUUUUUGACGGUCGAACCGGUGAUCACGGUGAUCCAGGCCGCCCUGCCGUGGCAUUCGCGGGUGAAGCACUACGGGGAUCUCAGCUACUGGGAGAAGGCCGUCAAAGUGUUCGAGGACUGCCGCAAUCCGGACUUUAAUAUGGCCGUGUUGUCGCACGAGUUUUUGAACUCGGAGGGGUUCUUAGAACUCCUGGGGCAGACGAGGAAGUUCACCGCCCUCGAUCCCGUUCGGGUGUUAAAAGAGGUGUUGACUAAUAACGAAUAAUGUAAUAAAUAAAGUCGUGUUUUUAGAAA
Molecule: messenger RNA, 5315 nt
Organism: Anthonomus grandis grandis
Lineage: Eukaryota; Metazoa; Arthropoda; Insecta; Coleoptera; Curculionidae
Product: sperm flagellar protein 2-like
Exons: 8
Coding region: 58-5286 (1742 amino acids)
Source: RefSeq, a predicted model, not a curated record